AUGUCUUCAGAGUCGUUACCAAUAUCAUCUUCAUCUUCUUCAUCAUCAUCAAAUCGCAAGAAAGCUAAUGAACUGGUAUUAGAAGAAGCUAUUGUCCGUAGUUCUAUUGAUACUAUUGAUCUAAUAACUCCCAAAAAACUCAGUAAUUUAUCUAUCAAAACAACUGCAGAUGACUUACAAUCAAAUAUUGAAGGAUAUCAGGAAUUUUUAUCUAAUGCCAACACUUUGUUUGGAGAAAGACCUUUGGCUGAUUAUCAAUAUCUAUGGUUGGAAACAAUUUAUCGAUUAACAUUUACUUUGGUCAAAUUAAAGAAAUCAUUUAGUCAAUUGUAUCUACAUGCACAACCGUAUGAAAUUGAAUCUAUUGGUCCAAAGGCAAUUGUGUUAAAUGCUAAAUUGAUGCAAGCUACAGAAGAAUUGAGUAUACUUAUGUGUGAGUUUUUCAAUAAUGCCCUUUCAAUAGUAGUUGCGUUUGAGAAUAGAGUGCAAAGUUUGAUUGGACAAUGUUUAAAAUUAUUAUUACUUGAAGAAAUGGAAGAUGAUAGAUUUGACCAUAUCUCUAAUGCGGUAUUACAACAGAUCCAGGUGUAUUUGAUUAAUCAUAAGGUUGGCAUUGAAAUUCUUAUUAGAUUUAGUGAAACGGUUUAUAAAUUGGGUAAAUCACCCUUGAUUUUACCACUUUUACAAGAAUUUGAUCCUGAGCUACCUAUGAAUUUGAUUGCUUCCAAUGCUAUCAAUUUGGUCGAUGUGAUGAAUUUUUAUCGUUAUGUUUCAUUCAAUUUAGUGUCGUUAUCAGUGAAUGACAAAAAAUAUGCCAAAUUGGCAGAGAUUUAUUUCAGAAUUUUGUUAGCUUUCCCUAAUUUGAAUUUAAAGUUAUACGUUAAAGAUGAAGAUGAAAAGGGCAUGUUUAGGGAUAAGCGCGAUGAAUUCAUUAUCAAUUUACUGGAAAGACAAGAGCUUUCGUUGAUGUAUGUGUUAAAUUAUCUUUUAGCUGUUGGAUCAUUACGAAAGCUACUCGAAUCGUCUCAGUUGUACCAAAAAGAGUUGUCAUUUCUUGUUAAUAGUGUUUCCUUGUCACUUUCUAAGGAUAUAGACAAAUUGGCGUCACAAACAACAAGUACAAGAUCAAGUAUGGUGUCUAUACCGCAAUAUAAUAUGGAAAUCGAAAGAAAAUUGGAAAUUGAAAAAAAAUUGGCGAGUAGUAAAUACAAAUACAGUUCUUUAAGCAGUGUUAUAUUCAAUGGUUCAUACAAGGAAAAACUACGAUUAGUAGUGAAUUUCGGUGAAUCUUUACUUGCUCCCAAUUUACUUGUGAAAAAAUUGAAAAACAAAAGUAUCGAUAACAAUGAUAGUUAUGUUGAGUCGAAUAAAGUUGUAGAAAGGUUGAUCCAUGCAAUGAACAAAAUUGAAGAAGAUUUAUUAGCAGUUUUAUAG
Messenger RNA from Candida albicans SC5314, 1434 nucleotides. RefSeq lists its product as uncharacterized. The coding region runs from base 1 to 1434 and encodes 477 amino acids. NCBI's taxonomy places the organism in Eukaryota, Fungi, Ascomycota, Pichiomycetes, Serinales, Debaryomycetaceae. The transcript has a single exon. The record is from RefSeq and is a predicted model, not a curated record.